Molecule: messenger RNA, 7940 nt
Organism: Amblyraja radiata (thorny skate)
Lineage: Eukaryota; Metazoa; Chordata; Chondrichthyes; Rajiformes; Rajidae
Product: transportin-2
Exons: 24
Coding region: 320-2980 (886 amino acids)
Biological process (GO): protein import into nucleus
Molecular function (GO): small GTPase binding
Source: RefSeq, a predicted model, not a curated record
UUGUUUUGGGGAGUGGAUUAAUAGACACGAGUCUGGGAGAGGCGGGUGUAAUACUAGGCCCAGGCCCGAAGUACCUAUAAGCUUGGGGUGGGCGGGAGCUCAGGCCCAGACAGGGAAAGAUUCAGGCCUUGGCCAGGAAGAGAAAUAUUUAUGUUUUGGCGUUGAGGAGAGGAAUUACAGGGCGAGGAGUGAGGGGAGCAUAAACGCGAGAGGAAACUGAAAGCUGGUCCGGAGAGCGGGACAGGAGUGGAAGCGUGGGGCCUGCAGAGAUAAGGGACUGACGGCCCGGCAAAGCGAUGCGGAAGAAGAUUUAUUGUUUAUGAUGGAGUGGCAACCUGAUGAGCAGGGUCUUCAGCAAGUACUACAGCUGCUCAAAGAUUCUCAGUCGCCAGACACAGCAACGCAACGGGCAGUUCAACAAAAAUUGGAGCAGCUGAACCAGUAUCCGGACUUCAACAACUACUUGAUCUUUGUCCUGACCAGGCUGAAAUCAGAAGAUGAACCAACUCGGUCCCUCAGUGGCCUCAUUCUCAAGAACAAUGUGAAGGCUCACUAUCAGAGUUUCCCCCAGGGAGUUGCCGAGUUCAUCAAACAGGAGUGUUUAAAUAACAUAGGAGAUGCCUCUCCACUCAUCCGAGCAACUAUAGGUAUUUUGAUCACUACUAUUGCUUCAAAAGGUGAGCUACAGGCUUGGCCAGAGCUGCUUCCUCAACUCUGUAACUUGCUCAACUCUGAAGAUUACAAUACAUGUGAGGGUGCAUUUGGAGCUUUGCAAAAGAUUUGUGAGGAUUCGUCCGAAAUGCUUGACAGUGAUGCAUUGAACAGACCUCUGACUAUUAUGAUUCCCAAGUUCCUGCAGUUUUUCAAACAUUGUAGUCCCAAGAUUAGAUCCCACGCAAUUGCUUGUGUGAAUCAGUUCAUAAUCGGCAGGGCCCAGGCACUUAUGGACAAUGUCGAUACUUUCAUUGAGCACCUAUUUGCAUUAGCGACGGAUGAGGAUUCGGAGGUGAGAAAAAAUGUGUGUCGGGCACUGGUGAUGCUGCUGGAAGUUCGGAUAGAUCGGCUUAUCCCACACAUGCACAGUAUAAUCCAGUACAUGUUGCAGAGGACACAGGACACUGAUGAAAAUGUAGCACUGGAAGCGUGCGAGUUCUGGCUGACGUUGGCUGAACAACCCAUCUGCAAGGAGGCCCUAUCAGGACAUUUGAUCCAGUUGAUUCCGAUUUUAGUGAAUGGGAUGAAAUACUCGGAAAUUGAUAUAAUCCUUUUAAAGGGUGAUGUAGAAGAGGAUGAUACAGUCCCAGACAGUGAGCAGGAUAUAAAGCCACGUUUUCACAAGUCCCGUACGGUUACCCUGCAGCAUGAGGAGGAUGCCGCUGAGGAAGAUGAGGACUUCGAUGACGAUGAUGACACUCUCUCUGACUGGAACCUGAGGAAAUGCUCAGCUGCAGCACUGGAUGUCUUGGCCAAUGUUUUCAGAGAUGAUCUUCUGCCUCAUCUUCUGCCACUGCUGAAAGGACUGCUGUUCCAUCCGGAUUGGGUUGUUAAGGAAUCUGGAAUCCUGGUUUUGGGCGCAAUCGCUGAAGGUUGCAUGCAAGGGAUGGUUCCAUACCUCCCGGAGUUGAUCCCGCACCUCAUUCAAUGUCUGCCAGAUAAGAAGGCACUGGUGCGCUCCAUUGCCUGCUGGACUCUGAGUCGCUAUGCCCACUGGGUUGUCAGUCAGCCACCAGAUCAGUACCUUAAACCGCUAAUGACUGAGCUUCUGAAACGAAUCCUGGAUGGAAAUAAGCGAGUGCAAGAGGCAGCAUGCAGUGCAUUUGCUACAUUGGAGGAAGAGGCCUGCACUGAGCUUGUGCCGUAUCUCAGCUACAUCCUUGAUACACUAGUAUUUGCCUUUGGAAAAUACCAGCACAAGAACCUACUGAUCUUGUAUGAUGCUAUUGGCACCCUGGCUGACUCCGUGGGACAUCACCUCAACCAGCCGGAGUACAUCCAGAAGCUAAUGCCCCCACUCAUUCAAAAAUGGAAUGAGCUCAAGGAUGAAGAUAAGGAUCUCUUCCCUCUAUUGGAGUGCCUCUCAUCAGUGGCCACGGCUCUACAGAGUGGUUUCCUCCCGUACUGUGAGCCUGUUUAUCAACGUUGUGUCACACUUGUGCAGAAAACACUAGCCCAGGCUAUGAUGUAUAAUACUCAGCCGGAUCAAUACGAGGCUCCAGACAAGGACUUCAUGAUAGUGGCCCUGGAUCUGCUGAGCGGCUUGGCAGAGGGCCUCGGUGGCAAUGUAGAGCAGUUGGUAGCUCGGAGUAACAUCAUGACUCUUCUAUUUCAGUGCAUGCAGGACACCAUGCCAGAGGUGCGUCAGAGUUCAUUUGCACUUUUGGGAGAUCUCACCAAAGCAUGUUUCCAGCAUGUUAAACCCUGUAUAGCUGAAUUCAUGCCAAUCUUGGGGACCAACCUAAACCCUGAGUUUAUUUCUGUGUGCAACAAUGCCACGUGGGCAAUUGGGGAGAUCUGCAUGCAGAUGGGUGCUGAGAUGCAGCCAUAUGUGUCGCUAGUCCUGAAUAACUUGGUGGAGAUCAUCAACAGACCAAACACUCCCAAGACUCUGCUUGAAAACACUGCUAUUACCAUCGGUCGCUUGGGUUACGUGUGCCCUCAGGAGGUAGCGCCCAUGCUGCAGCAGUUCAUCAGGCCGUGGUGCACAUCUUUGAGAAACAUCCGUGACAAUGAAGAAAAGGAUUCUGCCUUCCGUGGGAUCUGUAUGAUGAUUGGUGUGAAUCCAGGAGGAGUUGUACAGGACUUCAUCUUCUUCUGCGAUGCUGUUGCGUCAUGGGUGAACCCAAAGGACGACCUGCGUGAGAUGUUUUACAAGAUACUGCAUGGAUUCAAGGAGCAAGUUGGUGAGCAGAACUGGCAACAGUUUUCUGAACAGUUCCCACCACUUCUGAAGGAGCGGCUGUCUGCAUUCUAUGGCGUAUAGCUGAAGUUAAGGGACAUAAUGUCAGGUUUCUGUUGCUGGGAGGGCUACUGGGAAAUCAUCCACAUCUAGGAGUUGUACUGCCCUGUCAAUGGGGGGUUAGGGUGGAGUUGGUGGGACUAAAAAAAACACCCCCUUUCUCCGGAAAUAUCGGGGGGGAACCGCCUCUAAACCAGAGCAAACGGGAUCAAUUAGGCUGAAAGAUCUUGCACGCCUUCUCUCUGAAGAGGCAAUUGCCACUACACGCGGGAUAAUCCAAAGAUCCUGAGGGUCAAAUCUCUCGGACAAUUCGGGAGGGGGCAAAACGUGCGGGGGGAAUUUAGGGGAAAAAAUUAAAAAAUAUAGGCAGGCUUAGUGAAGAAUUCCAAAAGAUUAAUAAAAUUGGCUAGGUUUAAACAGCCUUGACCAUCUAAAUUUGGGUAACACCAAGUCUGAUGCUUGUGCCGUGGUUUAAGAGUAGAAGUUUUUAAAAGUCAAAACUUUUUGUUUUAAAACACAUUAAAGCUAGAAAGCAUACUGAGCUUUGUACCGUUGCGUAGAUACCCCAGCAGUCAUCUAAAAAGAGAGUCACUGUUUCAAGCUAGACUGCAUGGUGACGAACUGUAAUAGUCUAGCGAUCUCUGAAUAGAAUGUAAUGAACCAUAACGUAUGUGUGUAGAUCAAGGCUUCACUAUCAUUUCCGAUGGAUCGGUCCAAUGCGGAGUGGCGCUCGGCUUUCUGCUCCCCUCGUGCCUGGGAGUGGACAGGAGAUAUCGUCGGGGCAGGGGGGUGGGGGGUGGGAGUGCUGGGAUGAAAGCCUGUACCUUUGAUCCUGUAAUGAAGCAUGUCUGUACUGUCGGGCUCUGGCAACGCCCUGUUAAACGAUGAACUGUUCGAGUUUGUUCCUAAUUAUUUUUUGUGAUAAUGUGCUGCUGCGCUCUUUUUAAAAAAAAAAGUGUAAAUUGAAAUGGCAAGUGUUCAAAGAAAAAAAGCUUUUUUAAAAAAACACCCCUUGCUAGGACCUGUGACUUUUUUUAAUUGUUCUAUAGUUGAUUCCAUGUUCCUGAACUGCAGUUUGACACAGGUGUGCUAUUGGUGAGAGGUAGGAGAUAUUUGCUCUGUGCUGAAUGGAUUAAGGAUUAACUGAUGGAGCUACUGCAUUGGUAGAUGUUUGCGGGGGAAUACGACUAGUGUUUCAGUAGCGACAAACAGGCAAAAAUGUAAUUGUAUUCUAGAUGGGUUUAUGGUUAUUAUGACAACCCAUUUGGUCAGUGUAUUGGCUGAGAUGUUGUACUUGCAGAGUAGGGUCCUUCCAAUGAGGACUUUGGGCAAUAUGUUUCCAAUUUAGGCAAAUAAUGGGCGCAACAAUAGUUUCCUGCUAGUUUCCAUUUUUGCUUUUCAAACCUACUAUCAUCAGAAUCAUUCUGAAUGUGAUCACUGUAUCCCCUGCUAUAGAUGCUAACACUAGAUCUGACUAAGCAUUGGAGAACUGAGACCCGUGGCAAAACAGUCCAGUAGGCAACUCAUGAAACGGCUUCAGUCCAAAUCCUGCAAAACUACGUUAUUUGGUGUUGGGAGUUGACAUGCCACGAUUAAAAUAAAUUUAUAUGGCCCAUUUCUUCCCUCUAGUCAUGAGUGAUGUUCAGCUCCAUAAACCACAUGGGCUUUCAAUGUUUGCCUGCUAGUUGUGAGCAUUGUGCCUCUCAUCUGUCAAACCACGAACCCAGCCUGCCAUGGACUGAUCAGAAGCGCACACGUGUCACUGGUUUUGUGUGGACCAGGUAGAGAUUUCCAACACCACACCUUCACCCCCCCCCCACCCCAAGAAAUAAUGUGCUGUAUAACUGGCUUACAAUGAAACGUACAAGUUCCCACCUGCUUGCUGAGCCACUAGUUUAUUAAGAACCACUCACUGGAUCUCUUGCUACAUUGACCAGUGUAAACUGUUAUUACAGCGCCCAUUAUUCUUGUCCCCGGGAAAGUAGUGGUGUCUUUAGUUCAAGUCCUGUAACCAUUCCUGUUUUCUCUUAGCAGGUUUGUCCCUUGCUUGUGGGAAAUCUUUUGUAAAAUUCUUUUCAACAGUUAAGUGAAGUUCUAGGGACACAAGGAUUAAAUUGAUGGUCACAUUUUGCCCAGGUUCUGGGUCUCUCCUACAUUAGAGUGAGGCAAGAUGCUCUGGGCCUCAUUCCUCUGGUCUUUGUGUCUCUAAAAAGCUUACGGUGAACAUUUUGUCUCUGAAUUGUUGUGAUUCGUGUCCUAUUUAAUGUGAUAAGGAUGUUAGUCUGCAGGUGAGAAAUUUAAUGUUGCUAAUAAAUGAGGAGAGUCUGGCUCCAAGUGCCCCUGGGAGCAGAGCAUGUAUUGGCUCUGGUCACUGGUGCAUUUCCCCAGCUGCGUGAGGCCAGGCGAUAGAUUGUUAAACCCUUAAUGUCCAACAGGACUUGGUGUUGGCGGGUAUUCUAUUUGCUUGCUGAUGGCAAGUGGUAAUUUGGACCAGUCCCGAUUAUUAGUUGUAUUUCCUUGUCCAUAUGACCCGAUUUUUGGAAUUUCGUUCCUUGUUUCUUUAGAUUUGUUUUCUGUUUGACCUUCGACAACCAUUUCUAGAAAUAACAUCGUCUCUUUCUCCAGCCCCCCCCCCCCCCCCCCCCCCCCCAGCCUCCCAAAAUGGGAUGGUUCUGAAUUAUUUUCAUUGAUUUCUGGGGUAUUGUGGUAUUGGGCAGUCAGUGCUAUCUGGCUGCUGGCACGGGCCCUGGUGUGGUCUAACAGUAUCUACCAUUGCCACUGGACUGGAGGUCCACAGACCUGUCAGGAAUGUACUGAUCUUGCUCAUUUUGCACAGUGCUUGUGUGUGGAACUCUAUUGGGACAAAAGAGAAGAUGGAACAAAGAGCUCAGCUCUCCUCUAUGAGGCAAAUCCAAAUCUUUACCAGCAAUCACCAAGACCAGGGUCGGGUUAUAUUUUGUGCGGCUUCAAAGGGCCCUGAUGUAAACUGCUUGGAGUACCUGCCAAUAGAUUGUGUGUUAGUUGUGAGUCUGUUUUAAUUUAUUUAUGUUUGUGUUCAGCUGUAGCUCUCUACAAUAGCAGUAAGGAGGUGAGAGUGAGUUUAGAGGGUGAGUGAAUCUGUUGGAGGGAUUGUGGUGCUCCUGUGCCAUGACAUCAAGAAGCAAACAGCUGUCUUUAUCUGGCUGUACCUCAAACUGUCUGAGCACUUGCAGACUGAAUGUUGCAUGCUCAAUGUGGUGCAUAUGUUUCUAAUCCUUAAAUGUUAUUCAUAGAAGUAAACAGCAGUGUUUAUUUGUCAUGCUGAUGUAAUCACGAUGUAGCCUGAGUAUAUUGUUUGAACCAAAAUGGGAAGGUGGUGUUUUGGAGGGAUGGGGAAGGGAGGAAAAGGAUAAUUGGGAAUGUUAGUGACAGAGCAUUGAACAGAUAUUGAGCUGCUUUGUUUUAACUGGGUGGUAAGAGGUUUUGGCAUUUUUGCCUCUUCACUCACUGCCAUUUUCACGAGCGAGGUCACACCCGAAAAGUCAAAGGCCUACCCCGGGCCAUGUUGCCUGAAAGGUAUUCUUCCGUUGUUAGAUGGCGAUGCCGUGAGCAACUGGAAUCAAGGCAGAGUCUGAUUUCCCCUCAGUGAUCUGCAGGGCAGUCAUUUUCCCUGGGGAGGGAGAGGGAUGCAAAGUGGGAACUCGCCUGGAAACAACGAGCAUUUUUACAGGGGUGUCUUGAGAUGAGUUGGGUAACUAAAUCGUAUUAUACAUUAUGAAUAAAAGGGAAGGGGUGGGGAUCCACUGGGAAAAUUUGUGGCGGGGGGGUGGAAUUCCAGGUCCACUCGCCUCUUGGCUGAGAGUUGAGCAGCAUUUACUGUGGUCAUCUCCCUGGCUAUGCUAGAUGCUGGUCUGAUUAUCACUGUGACACCAGGCAGAGUUGAAGACGGAAUUGGAAUUUUGCUGCUCCACAGUUGCACUGAUGCUGGGCACAGAUGCCAGUGUUCUGACUGUGAACGGUGCAUCCAUGCACAGAGCUUCAGUGGGCAGAUGGUUGGCAUUUUCUCUAGCCUCCCAAUUGGGGUGGAUCUUUGGGCCUGUGAGUUGUUCAGUGGUGUGGAUCAGUAGUAAGGAGCUGGGUUGUGUUAGUGUGCUGCAUACUGUAUUGUAUUAACAAUAUCACUGACACUAAUCUCAAUGGUCUGUAAAAGGAUGGUUUAGCUUGAUUCUGAUGUCAAAAAUAUAUUGGUUACCAGUUUGCACAACUGAAAAGUGACUAUUUUAACAGCCCUGCGUGGGAUUGAGUUUGCAGAAUGGAUUGAGGGUAAAAACACUGUCUAAGAUGUAAACGUUGGUUCAGGCAAGGAGUAUCUGAGAAAAGGCAUGUCUCCCCACUGCGUCUUGCCAUGCCUGGUUGCCUGCUCUUACCCGCACAUGUCCGCAUUCAAAUAGAAAUUCUCAGUGCCUGCUCACACAUUGCUACUGUUGUGACGCAUUCUCCUGCGAAAAGCCAAGCAGGAGACUAUUUUGAAAACGACAUUCACUAAAGCUAUGCAGUCUCUGAUCCUGAGAUGUGGGAACUGGGUACAUUAUAAAGCAGGAAGGCAGUCUGUUUGAUGGCAAGGCUGUCCAGUGAGUGAAGAGCCAGGCCAUGUUUGGCUCUCCGGUCUGCAUGCAGGCAACCUUUCCUAGGUAUGCUAUUCCAUUGAUGAAGGGUGCUCGGAGGAGAUGAAUGCUUUGGAGAUGUUUCUCAGAUGCUCUUAUUGCUGGACUUGUGACUAAAACUGACCCCAUCCCUGAACUCCUGUACAAGUGUUAUGCCGUUGUCCCCUUUUAACUUUGAGUUGUAUAUUUGUAAAUGUGCGGUGUGUUUCCUGUGAAUUGAUCAGUAUAAUGCCGGCCGUUUGCACCUUUGCUCAACUGAGAUUUUUUUCUCAUUUUUAUAUAAAUUUGUUUUUUAUUUUAUUUUUUCCUUUAUUGACUAAAAUUGGUUUCUUGUGACUCUA